AUGACAGCCAGCUUAAUCGAUGGUAAAGCUAUUGCUUUGCUGUUACGUACCAAAAUUCAUGCCGAAAUCGACCAAAUCCAAGCCAAACACGCUGACUUCAAGCCAAGUUUAGUUAUCAUCCAAGUUGGUGAAAGACCAGACUCCUCAACCUACGUGAAAAUGAAGUUGAAGGCCGCUGAAGAAGCUUCUAUUAGCUGUGAAAUCAUCCAAUUACCGGAAUCUACCACUGAAUUCGAAUUAUUGAACGAAAUUUCUCGUUUAAACGAAGACACUUCCGUCGAUGGUAUCUUGGUUCAAUUACCAUUACCUCAAGAUCUCGAUGAAACAAAAGUUACCUCUGCUGUUUCUGCUGAAAAGGACGUUGAUGGAUUCGGACCAUUCAAUGUUGGUGAAUUAUCAAAGAAGGGUGGAAAUCCAAACUUCUUGCCAUGUACUCCAAAGGGUAUAAUUGAAUUGUUGUCUCAAUCCCAAGUUCCAAUUGCCGGUGCUAACGCCGUUGUCUUGGGUAGAUCUGACAUCGUUGGUAAGCCAAUUGCCAACUUGUUGACCCAAGCUAACGCUACCGUCACCACCUUACAUUCCAAGACUCCUCAAGCCCAAGUAGAAUUAUUCUUAUCACAGGCAGAUAUCGUCGUUGCUGCCAUUGGGCAACCACAAUUUGUGAAAGGUGAGUGGUUAAAGGAAGGUGCCGUUGUCAUUGACGUUGGUACUAACUUCAUCCCAGAUGCUACUAAGAAAUCCGGUUCCAGAAUGGUUGGUGACUGUGACUUUGAAAGUUGUCAAGCUAAGGCUUCUUUGAUUACCCCAGUUCCAGGCGGUGUUGGUCCUAUGACUGUUGCAACAUUAUUAGACAACGUCGUUAUCGCUGCCAAGAAGAACUACGCCAAGAACAACUCUACCCCUAAAUUCACCAACCCAUUGAAGUUGAACUUGUUAACUCCAGUCCCAUCGGAUUUCGAAAUUUCUAGAAACCAAAAGCCCAAGAAGAUUGAUCAAGUUGCUUACGAAGCUGGUAUUUUAGAAAGCGAAUUAGAACCAUUUGGUUCCUACAAGGCCAAGGUCUCUUUAGAUAUCUUGAAGCGUUUGGAAAACAAGAAUAACGGUAAGUACGUUCUUGUUACCGGUAUUACUCCAACCCCAUUAGGUGAAGGUAAGUCCACCACCACUGUUGGUUUAGCCCAAGCUUUGGGUGCCCACCUUGGUAAGAACGUCUUUGCCAACGUUAGACAACCUUCUAUGGGUCCAACUUUCGGUAUUAAGGGUGGUGCUGCCGGUGGUGGUUACUCGCAAGUUAUUCCUAUGGAUGAGUUCAAUAUGCACGUUACUGGUGACAUUCACGCUAUUUCCAUGGCCAACAACUUGUUGGCUGCUGCUAUUGACACCAGAAUCUUCCACGAAAACACCCAAAAGGACGGUCCAUUAUACAAGAGAUUGGUCCCUGCCAAGAAGGGUGUCAGAAAAUUUGCUCCAAGUAUGUUAAGAAGAUUGGAAAAGUUGGGAAUUAACAAGACUGAUCCAAACGAAUUGACCACUGAAGAAAUUACUCAAUUCGCCAGAUUGGACAUUGACCCUGAAACCAUCACUUGGAGAAGAGUUGUUGAUUGUAACGAUAGAUUCUUGAGAGGUGUUACCAUCGGUGAAGCCCCAACUGAAAAGGGUAUGACCAGAAGCACUGGAUUUGAUAUUUCUGUUGCAUCUGAAUGUAUGGCCAUCUUAGCUCUCGCCAACUCUUUAGAAGACAUGAGAGAAAGAUUAGGACGUAUGGUUAUUGCAUCCUCCAGAGCUGGUGUUCCAAUUACUUGUGAAGAUAUUGGAUGUGCCGGUGCAUUAACUGCCCUUUUGAAGGACGCCAUUAAGCCAAAUGUUAUGCAAACUUUGGAAGGUACUCCAGUUUUCGUUCACGCUGGUCCAUUUGCCAACAUCUCCAUUGGAGCUUCUUCUAUCUUAGCUGAUAAGAUGGCAUUGAAGUUAGCUGGUACAUCUCCAGAUCUUUCUGCUGAAGAAAAGAAGGAACAAGAAGGUUAUGUUGUUACCGAAGCUGGUUUCGAUUUCACUAUGGGUGGUGAAAGAUUCAUCAACAUUAAGUGUAGAUCAUCAGGAUUAGUUCCAGAUGUUAUCGUCAUUGUUGCCACUGUUCGUGCCUUGAAGGUUCACGGUGGUGGUCCAGAAGUCAAGGCAGGUGCUGCUUUAGCUGCUGAAUACACCCAAGAAAACACCGAAUUAUUAAGAGUUGGAUGUUCCAACUUGGCCAAGCACAUUGCUAAUGCUAAGGCUUAUGGUUUACCAGUUGUCGUUGCCAUUAACAAGAUGUCUUCUGAUUCUGAUAAGGAACAUGAAAUCAUUAGAGAAGAAUCCUUAAAGGCAGGUGCAGUUGAUGCUAUCGUCUCCAACCAUUGGGAACAAGGUGGACAAGGUGCCGUUGAAUUGGCUGAAGGUGUCAUUGCCGCCAGUAACAGAGAAGACUUGAAGAAUUUCAACUUCCUUUACGAAACCUCACCAUCUGUUGAAGAAAAGAUCACUACCAUCGCCAAGGAAAUGUACGGUGCUGGAGAAGUCGAGUUCUUACCAGAAGCACAAAAGAAGAUUGACACUUACACCAAGCAAGGAUUUGGAAACUUGCCAAUCUGUAUUGCCAAGACCCAAUACUCGUUAUCUCACGAUGCCGCAUUGAAGGGAGUUCCAACCGGAUUCAAGUUCCCAAUUCGUGAUGUCAGAGCCUCUGUCGGAGCUGGAUAUUUGUAUGCGUUAGCAGCCGAAAUCCAAACCAUUCCAGGUUUACCAACCCACUGUGGUUUCAUGAACGUUGAGGUUAACGAAGACGGUGAAAUUGACGGUUUGUUUUAA
Molecule: messenger RNA, 2844 nt
Organism: Dujonia railenensis
Lineage: Eukaryota; Fungi; Ascomycota; Pichiomycetes; Serinales; Debaryomycetaceae
Source: the annotation of a GenBank genome assembly